CCUUAAAAUAGUACCCAGCGUGUUUCAUCGGCCACACCCAGCACAUCCCCCACAACCAAGGCACUGAGCACUGCACCUCUCCCAUUCUUCUGUGGAUCCCUGGGUGCUGGUGGGGAACACCAGAGGUGCAGAGCCCUCCCUCUGACCACCAUGAAGCCCCCAGCUCAAAACCAGAAGAAGGUCUCUAACCCUCCCAGCAUGAAGACAGCAGAAGUCCUUAACUUCAAGUUAAAUGCCGCUGUGAAGAACAGGGAUAAAGAAGCUGUGCUAGAGCUGCUGGAGCAAGGGGCAGAUGUGAACUCCAAGGUAGACAGUGGCUGGACACCCCUGCAGACCGCAGUGCAAACUGGUGAGGAGGACCUGGUCCAGCUUCUGCUGGAUAGGGGAGCUUCUCUGCAUGCCAGGAAGGACAAUGGUGGCACUGCAUUUAUUGAGGCAGGCAUAGUAGGGAACGUGGAUACCCUGAAGCUCCUCCUGGAGCGUGGGUCAAACAUUAACGACCAGGACAUCAACGGCUUCACAGCUUUCGUGGAGGCUGCAUGGUAUGGGAAGGAGGAAGCCUUGAGAUUCCUGUACAGCAGAGGAGCAGAGGUGAAUUUGAGGAGGGUGACCAGUGAGGAGAAAGCCAGGCUGCACAAAGGAGGUGCCACAGCGCUGAUGGAUGCUUGCAGGGAGCACCACUUCUCAGCCGUGAAAAUCCUAGUCCAGGAGAUAGUGGCUGAUGUGAACAUCUGUGACAAGAGAGACAGGAAUGCCUUGAUCCAUGCUCAAGAAGGGUUCAGACAAAAAAGAUACAAGUCAGCUGUCUACAGUUCAUUCCUGCUGGAGCAUGGUGUGGAUGUGAAGAGGAAAGAUGAAUGUGGGAAAACUGCCCUCAUCCUGGCUGAAAUGGAGAGACCGGAGCUGGUGACAGCUUUGUUGAAAAAGGAUGAAAUAGAUAUUGAUGUGGAUGAGGAGGACACAGCCCUGAUGGUGGCUGUGGAGAAAGGUGAUUGCAAUAUAGCAAAGUUGUUGUGUGAAAAGGGAGCAAGGACUGAUGAUGGGAAUCUUCUUGCAGUUGCAAGGAGAAAUCAUUCUCUUAGCAUGGAAAACCUUCGUGAGCACAAGGCCAGAUUUGUUCCAGAAACCCCCAGAGCCUGGGAGCCAAACAGCAAAUGCUGGAGGGCCCAGCUGAAAGAGCUUGAUUGAAUGUCGCCCAUGAUUGGCAAACUGAUGAUAUUUCCGUACAUCCAGCAGAGAAUUCAGGAUGGCAUCUACCUCGGGCUCCAUGGAGGGACAGAGGUAGCAGUGAGAAUAACCCUCAGUUCAGAGGGUGACGAAGAGAAAAGGUUCUUUGAACAAUGUUCUCACUGUGAACAUCUACUGAAGCUCUUCCAGUCUGAGAAGGAAAAAGGCUGCAUGUACUUGUGCUUCCCACUCUGGGAAAAAAACCUCCAGGAACACCUGCAGGAUGCUGAAGGCCGAAAGGAUUACAAAGCUGCUCUGAAGAUGAUCUUCCAGGCACUGAGAGAGCUGCAUUCCCUCAGACUUGCUCACCAGGAUCUACAGCCUGGGAACUUCGUAAUAGAUUUAGGUGGCAAAAUUUACUUGGCGGACUUUGGUAAUAAAAGAAGGUUGAUUGAAGGUCAAGAAGAACUUGUAAACUCAGAUUUAGAGGCCCUGGGCAGGCUCAUGCUCUACAUUUUAAUAGGGGGUAGGAAACCCCUCUAGCAAGUUGGCAUCAAGGAUUUGGCUCCCAAUUCUCCAGAUUACACAGAGGCUCUGGACCUUGUACAAAGCCUGUCCUCUCGUGAUGAACGAGGCUUGGAAGGGUUAAGCAAACAUCCCUACUUCUGGAGUAAUCAGAGCAGGUUCAACUUCCUGAAGAGUAUAUGGAAUCAAAUCAAAGACAUCCAAAACCAGAAAAGUAUUUUUCAAGGUCCUAAUGUCACUAAGAAAAUUUUUCCUUAUCCACAGUGGACCAAAAAGAUUGACAAAGAUAUUUUAGAUGUCAUGGAAAAUCCUAGGAAUGCAAAACCAUUCAAACACAACAACAACGUCACUGGCCUCUUGAGGCUCAUGAGAAACAUGGAUGAACACAAAGACAAAGGGAUCAGCAACAAAAUAGGAGACUAUGCCGAGUAUUUCCUGAAGUUUUUUCCAAAACUUACCAUCUAUGUAUACAACAGUUUACGCCAGAAUCCUGCAUACAGUCACUUUGCAGACUUCCAGGACCCUUCUCUGUAGAAUGUCACUGCCUCCUGUCCCAUGUCUGAUCCCACCAUCACUCCUUUUAUUUUUUAUUUAUUCACUUGCAGAAGAGCUGAAGACAUGGGUAAGGAGAUGGGAUAAAGCACAUGCAGGGACAGAGUAUGGAGGACUUA
Corvus hawaiiensis (hawaiian crow) is the source of this 2363-nucleotide messenger RNA. It is a transcript of the gene RNASEL, whose product is annotated as ribonuclease L. The record is from RefSeq and is a predicted model, not a curated record. Gene Ontology annotation, biological process: mRNA processing; protein phosphorylation. NCBI's taxonomy places the organism in Eukaryota, Metazoa, Chordata, Aves, Passeriformes, Corvidae. Gene Ontology annotation, molecular function: RNA binding; ATP binding; protein binding.